Messenger RNA from Nanorana parkeri, 2092 nucleotides. It is a transcript of the gene NEGR1, whose product is annotated as neuronal growth regulator 1. The transcript is spliced from 8 exons. Bases 312 to 1427 code for a protein of 371 amino acids. The record is from RefSeq and is a predicted model, not a curated record. Gene Ontology annotation, cellular component: neuron projection. NCBI's taxonomy places the organism in Eukaryota, Metazoa, Chordata, Amphibia, Anura, Dicroglossidae.
AGGCAGGCAGGCAGAGAGGAGGGGUGCCCGUGCACAGGGUGAGUGAGGGUGCCUCCGCUGCUGGGUGUUGCACUAUCUCUCUGCUCCAUCACCAGCAGCAGCAUCACUCCCUGGUUGUGGUUGCUAAGGAAACGGCCGCAUGGCAACCGGCUGAGAGCCUGGGGGCCGUGUGUGCUGCCGCAGCUGCCUUGCCUUGCUCAUUCUCCAGCAAGCAGCAGCAGCUCGUCCUGCACUACUCCUCCUCCUCCUCCCGUCCUUCCUCCUCCUGCUCUGCCAGGGAUCCCAGGCUGACAGGGGCAGCCCCAGCAGUGAUGGACAUGAUGAUGUUGGUGCAGGGUGCUGCUUGCUGCUCAAACCAGUGGCUGGCCGCUGUCAUCCUCAGUGUGUGCUGUCUGCUGCCCUCCUGCCUGCCCGCCGGACAGGGCAUGGACUACUCCUGGCCCGCAGUGGACAACCUGGUCGUCAGGCAAGGAGAGACAGCCAUGCUUAGGUGUUUAUUGGAGGAUGGAGCAUCUAAAGGAGCCUGGUUGAACCGUUCCAGUAUUAUAUUUGCGGGGAACGACAAGUGGUCAGUGGACCCCAGAGUUUCAAUUUCGGCAUCGAGCAAAAAGGAUUACAAUCUGCGGAUACAAAAAGUGGAAAUUUCAGACGAUGGACCGUAUACGUGCUCAGUACAGACUGAACACAAUCCGAGGACAAUGCAGGUUCAUCUUACCGUUCAAGUUUCUCCAAAGAUCUUUGACAUCACCCCCAACAUGAUUGUCAACGAAGGAACAAAUGUAUCACUUACAUGUUUGGCUGCUGGAAAACCAGAACCAUCAAUAUCAUGGAGACAUAUCUCCCCAUCAGGUAGGGCUAAGCCAUUUGGAAGCGGGCAAUAUUUGGACAUAUAUGGGAUUACAAGAGACCAGGCUGGAGAUUACGAGUGUUUGGCCGAGAACGCCGUGCCCUAUUCUGACGUGAAGAAAGUGAAUGUCAUCGUAAACUUCGCACCCACGAUCCUGGAAAUCACGCCGUCGGGGGUUUCCUUGGGAAAAACCGGAUUAAUCAGAUGCGAAACAGCAGCCGUCCCAUCGCCAACAUUCGAGUGGUACAAGGGCGACAGAAAACUGACAAAUGGGCAGAAAGGCAUCCUCAUAAAGAACUACAGCACCAGAUCGAUCCUUCACGUCUCCAACGUAACAGAAGAACAUUUUGGCAACUAUACUUGUGUAGCGGUAAACAAGCUGGGUACCAGCAAUGCCAGCCUGCCACUGAACCAAAUAAUUGAGCCUUCCACCACUAGUCCUGUCACCAGCUCAGCUCCCAGCACAGCCCAAUACGGCAUCACAGGACGAGCAGAAAUCCUCUUUUCUUGUUGGUACCUCGUGUUGACGCUUUCUUCUUUCACGAGCAUAAUCUACCUGAAAAACGUCAUUAUACAAUAAACGCACAGAACCAUACAAAAGGCUUUAAAGAUGUCUGUGAAGGUGCUUAUAUUGACCGGAUGCGAUCUGGUGCGUUCUGUUUGAAGCGGCGCUGGAUGUGAGCAGCCGCGAAUACAUGUGGGGGAUGGCCGGCUUCUUUAGAAUUGUUCAUUUUUGUAAAUACUUUAAUUCUUUCUUUUUUUUCUGAUUUAGCUGCAUUCCCUUGUGACGCAGUACACAUCGUUCCCCUUUUUUUAAGAAAAACAAAAAUGAAAAAGUCUAACUUGUAACAGCUCUGAAAUUACUUUUAGAGGCAAUUAGUUGUGACUUCGCGUUUGUAAUUUACAACUUUUUGGAAAAAAAAAUUGUUUGAUGGCGUUAGGUGUGGGCUGCGGUUUACAAACAUAGAAAGAAAGAAAAAAGAAACCCCUAAAACUUAAAAACAGGACCAGAGGAUCAUUGCACAGCAAAAUAAUACGAUUUAACAUCCUGAGGCUUGCAGUCUCUUGCCUUUUUUUUGCAAAAUAACAUCUUGAACUCAUGCAUAUGAAACAGUUUCCAGUUUAAUGACAGAAUAUUGCCUUCAAAAAGAUUACAAGCGUUUCAUUUAGCUAGAUCAACUGCAAGUUUAAUACGCGGGUAUCCGCGAUCAGUAUUAUAAGAAAAAAAAAUUUAAAGAACAAAAA